CAAUGUUCAGAUAUUAGUAGUUCUUCCCCUCUUAGAAACCCAAGAAAGAGAGAGGGAACACAUAUGGGGCCCAUUGGAGUAUGUAUGAUCACCUUCGCUAUCGUUUGGAUCAGCCGUUGGAUUUAUAGAUGGAGAAAUCCAAAAUGCAAUGGGAAGAUCCCUCCAGGAUCCAUGGGCUUCCCUCUCUUAGGAGAGACAUUCUCUUUCUUCUCUUCUUAUACAGGGUCCGAUGUUCAUCCCUUCGUCAGAACACGUAUGGAGAGAUACGGCCCCAUCUUUAAAACCAGCUUGGUGGGCCAGCCAGUCAUAGUCUCUACAGAUCAAGACUUCAACCAUUUCAUUUUUCAGAAAGAAGACCGUUUGUUUCAGGGCUGGUGGCCAGAGAGCUUCAAAGAGAUCUUUGGGACGCAGAGCAUGGGCACGUUGCAUGGUUUCUUGCACAAGUAUCUCAGAGGCCUUGGAUUGAAACUCUUUGGUGUAGAAACGUUGAAAGGAAGUCUCCUUCGUGAAGUAGACCAGUCCGUACGUAGGACACUCAGCUCAUGGUCAACCCAACCCUCUUUAGAAGUCAAAGAAUCAACAUCAGCUAUGAUAUUUGAUCUAACUGCUAAGCGGUUGAUAAGCUAUGAUUCAUCAGCAUCCUCGAAGAAAUUGAGAGAGAACUUCUACGCUUUCCUUGAUGGACUCAUUUCCUUCCCUAUCAACAUACCAGGCACCUCCUUUUAUAAAUGCAUGCAGGGACGGAAGAAAGCGAUGAAGGUGUUGAAGAAUAUGCUAGAUGAGCGACAUGCUUCGCCCAAGGAACGCUGUGGAGAUUUCUUCGACUUGUUGAUUGAUGAGUUGAAGAAGGAAGGGAGUAUGUUGACGGAGGAGUUGGCUCUCAAUCUGAUGUUUGCUUUGCUCUUUGCCAGCUACGAAACCACUUCCUCCGCUCUAACCGUAGCAAUGAAGCUUCUUGCAGAUCACCCACAUGUGGUUGAGAGAUUAACGGAGGAGCAUGAAGAGAUUUUGAGGAGGAGGGAAGAUCCAGAUUCUUCAAUCACUUGGGAAGAAUAUAAAUCAAUGACUUUUACUUCUCAGGUUAUCAGUGAAACGGUUAGGCUGGCUAAUAUUGCGCCUGGAAUUUUCAGAAGAGCAACGGAGGAUAUCAAGAUCAAAGGAUAUACAAUUCCAUCUGGAUGGUUGGUUAUGGUGUGCCCUCCGGCUGUCCACCUAAACCCUACGAUGUACGAGUACCCGCUCAAAUUCAAUCCAUGGCGAUGGGAGAACGUGGAUACCAGCCAGGGUUCUAAGAAUUUUAUGGCCUUUGGUGGGGGAACGAGAUUCUGUGCGGGGGCAGACUUCAGUCGCCUACAAAUGACAAUCUUUCUUCAUCACUUGGUUACAAAAUACAGGUGGAUAGCAGUCAAAGGAGGAGAGAUAGUGCGGAGUCCGGGCCUGUCAUUUCCCAAUGGUUUUCACAUUCAGCUCUUCCAAAAGCAUAAAUGAAUACAGCUCAAUCAGUGUUGUAAUAAGAUCUGAUAUUCACACCCACCCUCUUUGAUUUUCAUAGACCAAUAUCCAAAUUACUGCAAUUCUCCAAGUGGAAAAUGCGUAUAUACAAGUUCAAAUA
Magnolia sinica is the source of this 1612-nucleotide messenger RNA. RefSeq names its product cytochrome P450 87A3-like. The transcript is spliced from 9 exons. The record is from RefSeq and is a predicted model, not a curated record. The coding region runs from base 64 to 1488 and encodes 474 amino acids. Gene Ontology annotation, molecular function: monooxygenase activity; iron ion binding; oxidoreductase activity, acting on paired donors, with incorporation or reduction of molecular oxygen. Gene Ontology annotation, biological process: sterol metabolic process. Lineage: Eukaryota; Viridiplantae; Streptophyta; Magnoliopsida; Magnoliales; Magnoliaceae.